AUGCACGUCCUGGAGUUUGCUAUUCUGGUCUGGUUAAUGGUCGCUGUGCUAAAGAAAUUCCAAGACCUUUCACCAAAUUGCAGUGCUGCUGUGACAGUGGUCGGUGUUGGUCAGCUGGUACAAUUCCAGAAAUGUGUCCAAUGCGUGGAACUGAUGAAUAUAUCAAGUUGUGCAUUGAUAGUUCUUGGACAGAUAUUGAAAUUAGACCCAGGCCUGACAGUGAAUUCAGACCUGUUGAUGGUCACCGGCCUGAAGGUGGACCUGACUAUUGGACUAAUGGGCGUCGUCCUCACCUUGGACCUAGACCUUUAAAUGUAACUGAUUAUUGCCAGAUUUAUAGAAACCUCUGCUUGUAUGGACAGUGCAUUCCACUUCAAGGGCCCAGUUAUCGCUGCGAGUGUUAUAUGGGUUAUAAACUUGAUGCAAGAGGAGAGUGUGUUGAUGCUGAUGAGUGUAUAAGCAAUCCCUGUAUGCACGGAAAAUGUGAGAACACGCAAGGAUCUUACUUCUGUCGUUGUGAUCCUGGCUUUCAAAGCACCGCUACUAAGAUUACAUGUGUGG
Rhincodon typus (whale shark) is the source of this 561-nucleotide messenger RNA. RefSeq names its product fibrillin-1-like. The transcript is spliced from 4 exons. Gene Ontology annotation, molecular function: calcium ion binding. The record is from RefSeq and is a predicted model, not a curated record. NCBI's taxonomy places the organism in Eukaryota, Metazoa, Chordata, Chondrichthyes, Orectolobiformes, Rhincodontidae. The annotation marks the transcript as partial.